GGUUGGCCAACAGACCUAAUACUUUGCACAGAAUGCCAUCCCUGCCCUCCACCAGCAUGUGGCAUGUCAGAGGGCAAAGGAGGAAUAUGAGGAGGAGGAGGGGCGUUGGGGUGCAGGUUGUGAGCAGGAGGGUCAUGGUGCUGGUGAUGACUCCACGUUCUCUGUGCUCCGAGAGCUGCCUCCCCGGAUACCAAAAACUUCAACAUAAAGGAGGACAACCGUGCUGUCACCACUGUGUGCCCUGCCCGGAGAAUGAGAUCACCGAUAAAUAUGACAUGGAAAGGUGUUAUAAGUGUCCGGAUAAUCAAUGGCCCAAUGAGAGAAGAGACACCUGUAUACAAAGAACAAUUGAAUUCCUGUCUUAUGGAGAUACAUUGGGAACUUCUCUUAUGUUUAUGGCUCUAUUAUUCUGUUUUGGAACUAUUAUCAUGUUUGGGAUAUUUGUGAAACACAAAGACACUCCAAUAGUAAAAGCCAAUAACCGGACCCUCAGCUUCAUCCUUCUCAUCUCACUGAUUCUGUCCUUUCUUUGUCCUCUGCUCUUCAUCGGACGUCCCACAAAGAUCUCCUGUCUUCUCCGACAAGCUGUUUUUGGGACAGUUUUCUCUGUUGCAGUUUCUUCGGUUCUGGCUAAAACAAUUACUGUUGUUCUGGCUUUUAAUGUCACCAGACCUAACAGUAUUAACAAGUGUAUGAUGAAACAAUUCUCUGUUUUCCUCCUGAUUAUCUGCUCUUCUGGGCAGCUUGUGAUCUGUGUCUUAUGGUUUGUCUUUUCCCCACCAUUCCCAGAGUAUGACGCCCAAGUAGAGGUGGGGAAGAUGAUAUUACAGUGCAACGAGGGCUCUGUCACUGCUUUCUACAUUGUGAUUGGCUACAUGGGAUGUCUGGCCGUUUUCAGCUUUAUUGUAGCAUUUUUAGCCAGGAAACUUCCAGACACGUUCAAUGAAGCUCAGUACAUCACAUUCAGCAUACUGGUCUUCUGCAGUGUUUGGAUCUCCUUCAUCCCAGCCUACCUCAGCACCAAAGGGAAAUACAUGGUGGCUGUGGAGGUCUUCGCCAUCUUGUCCUCCGGUGCUGGACUCCUGGGCUGCAUCUUCCUUCCCAAAUGUUACAUCAUUCUGAUGAGACCGGAGCUGAAUGUGAAGGCGACUGUAGCCCACAAAAAAACCUUUCGGUAA
Molecule: messenger RNA, 1178 nt
Organism: Nanorana parkeri
Lineage: Eukaryota; Metazoa; Chordata; Amphibia; Anura; Dicroglossidae
Product: vomeronasal type-2 receptor 26-like
Exons: 3
Biological process (GO): G protein-coupled receptor signaling pathway
Cellular component (GO): membrane
Molecular function (GO): G protein-coupled receptor activity
Source: RefSeq, a predicted model, not a curated record